GCGUUUUUUUUUUUCAGUCGAUCGUAGCUUUUCACUGUGAAUGAACGUGUCCGAUUUGAGAGAUUGUCCCAAAAAUAGAAUCCAAUUUAAUCCGGAAAAUGUGUUAAUUUUCCUUUAUAAUAUGUUUUUAUUUUCUUCGUAUUUUUUAUGAUUUAUGAGCAAUUAAAUAAAAAUUAACACUCUUCGGUUUUGGUUUACUUUGUUUCUGGAGAUCAACACACGCUUUCUCUGUUAAGCUCAUGUUUUUUCUCUGAUUUAAAUUGAAUGCGCGGCAACAACUUAACAAAAGGAAGACGCAAGAAAUAUGAUCAAGUGCUUUAAUUUACCUUCUUUACCACACCACAGUGAUUGUUUUCAUAUAAUUUUUUUAAUUAAUUUUGUUGUUUAAGUUAAUUAACUUAUUCACCUGGGUGGAAUAUUGGAUUACCAUUGCCAGUAGUUGUAGCAACUCAAAUUCCAUGUGUUGUAACAUCUUGUUUAUUCGCUAGAGAAGAGAUAACACACACAAAAAAUACAACAACAAAAAUAAUACUAAAACAAUCUGAAUUCUGUGUGAAAAAAAGUUGAGUUAGAAUAGAACCUUAGCAACUAUUGAAAAAAAAAACACAACCCACCUCCCCCCGUAUUCACAGUGCAGGCCCCAUCAAAGAGGAAUAUUAUACAUAUUGGCCGUGCCUGUCUGCCGUGCCCGAGCCCGUGUGGUGUUGAAUAGGAAUUUAAAAACUUACAAAAAAGUACUAAAGGAAAUCCUCUUAAUGAAGGCGGCAAAAUUUAAACCUAUGAAAAAUGGCUUCAACUGAUGACCGACCAAUUAGUGUUUAUGAUAAUUUAAAUACAAUCUUGCCAACUUCACAAAUUAAUAACUCACCAAAAACUCCUAUUGUCACAAUGAAUCAGAAUAAAACAUCACCUUAUGCUGAUAUUUCAUUUAAAUUUGAUGCAUCACGAUCAAAUCAACAACAACAACAAAAUAACAAUUUGAGUUCUCAAAAUCAUCAAAGUCCAAUUAAAACACCAUCACCCAUUAUACACUACACACCGAACAACAACAACAAUAGUCCAUAUAGCCAUGUUAAUAAAACCAACAACAACAACCACAACAACAACUCUCAACCACAAUCUCAGUUAGUUGUAAGUAGCCGUCCAAUUAGUCAACAUUCAGAUACAAACGGAUAUAGCGGUAUUGCAGCAGUCAAAGCGGCACUCAAUGAUGCCAAAUCUAAGUUUUUCGGUCUAAACGGUAACAGCGCCAUUGACGAUCCAACUGAAGAAUCUCUCUUAUCUAACUCCGGUGCAGUGCAGCCAUCAUCUGAUCAAAAGCCAAAAAUUGUACCAAAAUCUCAACCCAAAUAUCAAAAUAUCCCAGAAAAUAGUGCAAUAUUUAAAAGUGCUCAAGUUAGUGCUCCACCGCCACCACCACCACCACCUCCGCCUCCUCCAAUACAACCUUCAACAUUAUCCCCGCCAAUUCGUGACAAUAGCAAAUCAAAUUCGCCGGAAACGAGCCGACCCAGUACAGCAUUCUCAGCGCAUUCCUCACCUAUUUCGUCGAUUGGCACAAACUCGAAACUCAAAGAUUCCCCGAGCUCAGUUCAGUAUUCCACAAUUCAGCAUAAACCAAUUGCACCUGAUAUGGACUUUGGUAUAAGUUCGCAGCCUUCACAGGCUGUGUAUAUGGCAACAACAGUACCACAAAACAUAAAAGGAAGCAAAAUAGCUGGAAGACACACACCAACCAGAAAUAGUCUACGUCAUAGCAGAAUGCUAGUAGUGAACAAAACCUAUAAUGGUACUACCUUCCCUAACCCUAUGGAGUUUCGCUUCCCGAGAACGACGAGAAUUUUGCUUAUCUUAGAAGUUAUCACAGGAAUUUUGAUAACUUUUCUAGGUGUUUGGAUUCUGUUACUUGCUCCUCAUACAGAUAUCCAAGAUAAUCCUUACUGGAGUGGAUUGGGGCUUCUACUAUCCGGUAUUCUGGGGCUUGUUCUGAUACGCUACAAGCGUAUUAAACGUCACAAACUCCGAGAGAAUUGUUUCGUCUUUAUGAAAUUUGAUUCCUAUAUUCUUGCUAUAUUGGCAACAUUGCUAUGCGCCAUUGCCUUUAGUUGUGCGGCGAUUCACAUAAUUAGGCUUUCAGCUGAAGACACAAAAUGUGUUUCGUCGGAUAUAUUAUUAGAGCAUGCUGCAUGUCAAUGCACCUUUAAUACCAACAGUAUCCCAGUCUCAAAUGGAACGCUAAGAGACCUCAAUCCAGCCCCUGAUAGCAGUUAUUCAGUCAAUUAUAGAGAACUGAGUUGUAAUGAGGUCAAAGGCGUUUGGAUCACAAUUUUAAAUUUAUCAUUAGUUUUAAAUUGCAUAGGAUUUUUACUUGCGAUAAUUUAUUUAAUUUUUCUAUUUUUCUUUAGAUACCGAGAAGUUUAUUCAUCGGUACAAACAAGUGUAUUUUGAAUAGUUUUAUUUUAUACUUAAAUAUAAAUUACAAAAAAUUGCCUUUUAAUAUUUUAAUAUAGUUUUUUUAUCACAAUUUUAAUUAAAUAUGAUUUUAAUAUUAUACCUCUUU
Molecule: messenger RNA, 2560 nt
Organism: Episyrphus balteatus (marmalade hoverfly)
Lineage: Eukaryota; Metazoa; Arthropoda; Insecta; Diptera; Syrphidae
Product: myosin-G heavy chain
Exons: 6
Coding region: 787-2448 (553 amino acids)
Cellular component (GO): sarcolemma; dystrophin-associated glycoprotein complex
Source: RefSeq, a predicted model, not a curated record